AUGGCGCGCCGAAACUCCAAAGUUUCCGCGUCCGCGACUCCCGCAAUCGCUGACCUUCCUACCAACGACCAGCCCGACGACACAAUGAGCCUCGACGUACCCGAACAACUCCUGACGCCAGAGAAUAGCCGCUCGGAGACUUCUAGCAACAAUGAAAACGCGUUGGUCGAGGAGAAAUCCGCGCCCCGCCGGAGGUCAACACGUGUAGCACGCGCAUCGUUGCAGGCUACCGAGACGCUGGAGGCUACAGCUGUUGAGAACGAGGACGCUGCUGCCUCAACGAGCCAGGCCUAUGUCGACAGCAUUGCCCAGGCUAAGCGGACUCGUUCCUCGUUGCGCCACAGUAUUGCUGUGAUGGAAUCCUCCCUGCAAAACGGCACUCUCCCCGAAGACGAUACUAUCAUGACCGACAGCCAUCCAAUGGCCCCCGACACCCCUGUUUCGAAGUCUUCACAGGAACCACAAAUUGAAGAUACGGCUACUUCGCUCCAGCAGCGCAAUUUGCGAAAGCGAGUGGAAAAGGCCUUGGCCGAGGAUACAGCGACACCCAAGGCUAAAGAAAUCCCCAAGAGCGAUUCUCGCAGUUCUGUGCGCCGCUCAACUCGCCUGAGUAUUGUGGAUAAAGCAUCUGAUCUGUUAGAUCGUGCCAACAGCGUUUUGGGCAAGCGCUCACGAGACUUGAAUGAGAAGGGCAAGGAAGUCGGUCGACGUGCUAGUCUUCGGCUUCGAACCGUUGCACCAGUCAAGGAGGAUGCACCUGCCCCAGCACUUGAGCCUGCUGCGAAGAAACGCCGUGUCUCAGAAAGCGAUCUGUUCAAAUUGCGCGAGAAAGAAGCGAAGACUCCUUCAGAAGAGCCGGCUGCGCCAGCUCCCCCGCCUCGGUAUAAGCCUAAGCGGUGGUUAAGUCACGGCUUGUACACGGGGCAAGAACCCUCUGACUCGCCUCCCAAGCAGCGUCGCAGCAAAAAUUCUGCAAAGACCACCACUGGCCCCUCUCAGCGCCGGCUUCUUCCCAUGCCCAUGUUCACUGGGUCCCGCAUGGUCAGCAAUGGCCGAGACUACGUACUCCCAUUUGAUAUUUUCUCGCCGCUCCCACCAGGUCAACCAAAACCGGAUGAAUGGCGGAAGACAAACAAGAACGUUUUUGUUGGAGAUGCUGCUAGCGAAUGGAAAGCCAACAAAAAGCUGGAACUGUCUACUUGCAUGUGCGAGGAGGAUACCGGCUGCGACGAGAACUGUCAGAACCGCUACAUGUUUUACGAGUGCGACAGCGGCAACUGCAGACUCGGUCCGGAGUGUGGAAACCGGAAUUUCAACGAGCUCAAGCACAGAACUAAGGCUGGAGGCAAGUACAAUAUUGGUGUUGAGGUGAUCAAGACCGCCGAUCGUGGGUAUGGUGUCCGAAGCAAUCGUACCUUUGAACCCAACCAGAUUAUUGUCGAGUAUACUGGAGAGAUUAUCACGCAGUUUGAGUGUGAAAGGAGGAUGCGAUCUGUUUACAAGAACAACGAAUGCUAUUACCUGAUGUAUUUUGAUCAAAACAUGAUCAUUGACGCGACUCGGGGCUCUAUUGCUCGCUUCGUCAACCACUCUUGUGAGCCAAAUUGUCGGAUGGAGAAGUGGACUGUCGCUGGCAAGCCACGCAUGGCACUCUUCGCCGGUGAUCGUGGUAUCAUGACUGGUGAGGAGCUGAGCUACGAUUACAACUUUGAUCCUUACUCCAAUAAGAAUGUUCAGCAGUGUCGCUGUGGGUCGGAUAACUGCCGAGGCAUUCUUGGUCCGCGACCAAAGGAUAAGGAUCAACGAGCCAAGCUGGAGGAGAAGACCCAGGCUGCCGAGAAGGGCAGCAAGAAGGUUAUUGGUAAAAAGAGAAAGCUAGCAGCUGCAGAGAGCACAAUCUCGCAGAAAGGGAAGAAGCGCAAGCUGCUCAACCCCAAGUCGAUCAAGGCCGGGGUCAAGAAGGUGGUGGCCAAGGCCACUGCUCGCGGGAAGGCGGCUGCCAAAAAGACGACCAAAGCUUCGGCAACCUCUAGUCGAGGAAAAGCCGCAAAGGACGUUAAAUUGCCUAAGGUUAAGGCCGCGUCAAGAAUUAAGGCCGCGGUCCGCAAUGGACCCCGUGCGAAGGCGAAGGCGGCCAAGACGGCCAAAGCCACAGCUGCCUCGUCAGUGAAGGGGACACCCCCGCUCAAGCGGCCGUCCCCCGAGACCAAGAAAAAGAUUCUUGCGCGUGCUAAGGGCACCGGCCGCCCAUCUCCCAAGAAGUCCCCUGCCAAGGCCAAGAAGACUGAGGUGCAGUCUCCUCGUAAGCCUGCUGGAAGAAAAGCGCCAACAAAGAGCCCAGUGAAGGCUCGGAUGCCCGUUUCCAAGGCCAGAAAGUCUACCACAACUUCUGGUCCCAAGGUGAAGAGGACAUUUGGGGGCAGCGUGAAAAAGGUCGCGAAAAGCGUUGUUCGCACUGUGAGGGGGAAGAAGAACUAA
Molecule: messenger RNA, 2478 nt
Organism: Penicillium subrubescens
Lineage: Eukaryota; Fungi; Ascomycota; Eurotiomycetes; Eurotiales; Aspergillaceae
Product: putative histone-lysine N-methyltransferase (Ash1)
Exons: 4
Coding region: 1-2478 (825 amino acids)
Biological process (GO): regulation of DNA-templated transcription
Cellular component (GO): chromatin; nucleus
Molecular function (GO): protein binding; histone H3K36 methyltransferase activity
Source: RefSeq, a predicted model, not a curated record